This is a messenger RNA of Aphidius gifuensis, 2588 nucleotides long. RefSeq names its product CWF19-like protein 2. The coding region runs from base 186 to 2477 and encodes 763 amino acids. Gene Ontology annotation, biological process: mRNA splicing, via spliceosome. Gene Ontology annotation, cellular component: post-mRNA release spliceosomal complex. The record is from RefSeq and is a predicted model, not a curated record. The transcript is spliced from 3 exons. NCBI's taxonomy places the organism in Eukaryota, Metazoa, Arthropoda, Insecta, Hymenoptera, Braconidae.
UUUAUAAUUAGAAAAUGGACGCUUAUCACAUGAUCAAAAAAAUAAUCAUCUAGCUUUACCUGUGAUUUAUCAAUAUAACCUAAUAAAUAAUAAUUUGUUGACAAACAUCAAAAUAUUUUGAUGUUUACAGAUAAAAUUCUGUAAAGUUUAUUAAUUUUUUAAUUUAUUUAAUUAAAAAAAGGAAAAUGUCAUUGAUUGAAUUUGAAAGUUCAAGAGUUAAAGAUGCUGAACGAGAAAAUCUCAGACGAGCUCGUGAAAGAAUAUUAGCUGAGGCUGAAGAAAAAUAUAGAAUAAAAGAAGCAAAAGCUGAAAGAUCUAGACAAAGAGGUGAUGACAAAUGGAUGUUGCCAUCAGUUGAAGAAAAAUUGUCAUCUGAUAAAUCAAAGAAAAAGAAAAAAAAAGAUAAAAAGAAGAAAAAAACAAAAAAAAGAAAACGUAAAAGAAGUACAUCAAGUUCAUCAAGUGAUAGUUCAUCAGAAGAUGAAAAAGAAGAAUGGGUUGAAAAAUCAUCAAGUAAAGAACAAAGUAAACCAUUGGAAAGAGAAGAAUGGAUGAAUUUAUCAAGUGCAUUUGCUUGUUCAUCAAGAGAAAAAAAAAACAAAAAAACUGAUGAAAAAAAAGAUACUUUAGAUAAUCCAGGACACAAUAUACGUAAAUUAAAUCCAUAUUGGAAAAAUGAUGGAGCAGGUUUACCUGAGGAUGCAAUAAAAAAACCAAAUAAACCAACUAUGGAUCCAGCUUGGUUAAAAAAAAGUCUCCAACGUGCUCGAGAACAAGCAAUGGAAGAGGGAAAAACACUUGAAGAAAUUGCUGAAGUAAGAUGGGGUUCUUUGGAUAAAAUAAAAUCAAUGAUUGAAGAAGCUGAAAUAAAUUCAAGAAGUUCAUCAAAUGAUUAUUCAUCUAGAAGAAAUUAUGAUUAUGACAAAAGAAGAAGAAGAUCAAGAUCAAGAUCUAGAAGUCGUGAUCGUUCAAGACAAAAUUAUCACAAUAAUUAUAAACAUUCUGACUUUAGUAGUGAAAAAAAAUUAUCAUUUAAAAAACCAACUGAUAAUAAUGAUUCUAGUUCAAAUUAUUACUCGAAAUCUUCUUCAUCUUCAUCAAGAAAAAAUUGGCAAAAGCCUAAACCAAUUGACAAUCAAGAUAAUAAUGUCAAAGAAGUUCCAAUAACUUCAUACGAGAGUAUAAAAAAAACAAAAGACAAACGUUCAUCACCAUCAUCAUCAUCAUCAGAAUCAGAAAAAGAAAAAGAAGAAGAACCAACAAAAUCAAAUGACAUUAAAAUUCUAUCUGAAGAUGAAUUAAAUAAACUUGGUGCUGCUGUAAUAAAAGCUGAACUUCGUGGUGAUGAAAAACUAGCAAUGGAAUUAAAAGAAAAGCUAGAUAAUGCACGUGAAUUAAAAUUAAAAAAUCCACAAAUAGCUGUAGCAAGAAGAGUAGAUAAUAAAUCAGAAGAAAAUGUAAUUUUAACAUUAACUGAUGCUAAAGGAAUGACAAGACCACUUGAACAACGUUCAAAAUAUCAAGAGCCACAAGGUGGUCGAAGAAAAACUAAAAAAGUAUCAACACAUGAAUCUGGUGAACGUGUACGUCAUUAUGCUGAUGAUGACAAGUAUAAUCUUAAAGAUCUAUUUGUUAAAGAAAAAGGUGAAUCAUCAUCAAACAAUGAUGAAGCUGUAUUUGUUAAAAUGGCAUCAAAAAAUAUGGAUAUGGAUGAAUUAUUUGAAUUAAAUAUAACAAAAGAAAGCAAUGAUUCUAAAAAUGAUUUACGUGAUAAAAUGAAAGCCAUUAAUGAGCACAAAAAGAUUGAAAAAAGUUUAGAUAAUUGUUAUUCAUGUUUUGAUAGUAAAAAAAUGCUUAAACAUUUAAUUGUUGCAAUGGGAAAUAAAAUGUAUGUUAGUUUGCCAUCACAUGAGUCAUUGACACCUGGACAUUGUAUUAUAUCACCAAUCCAUCAUGUAGCAUGUCAAACACAACUUGAUGAAGAUUUUUAUGAUGAAUUAAAAUUAUUUAAAACAUCAUUAACUAAAAUGUUUACUGACAAUAAUGAAUGCCCAGUAUUUUUUGAAAUAUCAAUGGGAUUAAAACGUUUUCCACAUAUGCAAAUGAUUUGUGUAUCGUUACCAGAAGAUGUUGGAUCAAUGGCACCAAUGUAUUUUAAAAAAGCCUUGCUAGAAUGUGAAACAGAAUGGUCGACAAAUAAGAAAGUUGUUGAUUUAAGUAAAAAAGAUAUUAGAUCAUCAAUUCCAAAAGGUUUACCAUAUUUUAUGGUUGAUUUUGGUAAUUAUGGUGGUUUUGCUCAUGUCAUUGAAGAUGAAAUGUUAUUUCCAAUUAAUUUUGCACAAGAAAUUAUUGGUGGUAUGCUGGAUCUUGAUUCGGCAAUGUGGAGAAGACCAAAACGACAAACUUUUGAUCAACAGAGAAAAAAAGUUAUUGAAUUUGGUGAAAAAUGGAAAAAAUAUGAUUUUACUACAACGUAAUAUAAUUUGUACAAUAAUAUUUGAAUAAAUAACAAAAGGUAUGAAAAUUGUUAUAUUAUUAUUAACAAUUUAAUAAUAUUUAAAUAAAUAUUUCUAUCAUUGAUUUAAAAA